Molecule: messenger RNA, 716 nt
Organism: Camellia sinensis
Lineage: Eukaryota; Viridiplantae; Streptophyta; Magnoliopsida; Ericales; Theaceae
Product: heavy metal-associated isoprenylated plant protein 28
Molecular function (GO): metal ion binding
Source: RefSeq, a predicted model, not a curated record
AACCACCUUCAAGUUUUCAAAGGCAAUAAUAAUAUCAACUGCCAAAACAACAAGAACAGAAUCAAGAGAGAGUUGGGUAAUGAUCUACUAUUUUUGAGAUUGGCAUGGCAAACUUGCAAAUUGUUCUUUCAACCAAGACUGUAGAGGCACAAUAUGUGGAAAUGAGGGUGCCUCUCUAUUCUUAUGGGUGUGAGAAGAAAGUCAAGAGGGCUUUAUCACAUCUCAGAGGUAUAUACUCUGUAAAUGUGGAUUUCAAUCAACAGAAAGUGACAGUGUGGGGAAUAUGCAACAAGCACGAUGUGCUAACAACCAUGAGGAAGAAGAGAAAAGGAGCUUGUUUUUGGAACCCAGAAGACAAUAAUGUUGUAGACAUAGAAAUGGAAGAAUCACAACCACCAACGCCACCAUCACCACCCUCUCUUGCUCUUCGACGCUCCCUGCAGCGUUCUUUUACUCUGGAAAAGGCUCGGUCUCUCACCUUGAAAGCAUGGAAGAGGGUCUUCAUCAGAUCCAAUUCAUUUUAAAGUUAAUCUAAUGAACCAAACAAAGAACUAAAAAUGAAUGUAAAUUUGAUCCUUCAAUGUGUUUGUGUUGUGGUGUGUAAAUUGGGUCUUUACUUUAAGCCAAAAUUUUUGACUUGUUUAGCAAGCUUUUUGUCAUCCCCUUCAAUUUUGAAGCAAUGGUCAGCAUGAGUGUGCGCAAAUUGUUACUUGCUA